AUGGUGAUUUAUUGGGUCUUGAGGUUCGUCUCACGAAUAAAUGUUGAACCUGUCAUUUUCUUGUUUUCGAUUGUAUUUGGAAUAUCAACAACGAUAAAACCAUUGGUUCUUUAUUGGGCUCUUUGCAUUGAAAUAUUUAUGGAUCCAAAAAAUGUAGGAAUUCUGGAAUUCUUGCUUAUUCUUGCUUUUCUUUAUUACAGUGUUUUUAUUUCAAAUACGUCAGUAUAUCUGAAUAUUGUGGAGAGAAACGUCUCGGCUUUGAUAAUUUAUUCAAAAGUUAUUGGUUGCAUCCCAAUUUUAAUCACUUCACCUAUUAUUGGAACGUGGUCAGAUAAUUAUGGAGGAAGACGUCGUCCACUUUUGCUUGCUUUGUUCGGUCUAUUCAUAUAUACGACUUCUGAAUUAUUAAUCGCUUCAAUUUUUGAAUUUAUAAACAUAUAUUAUAUCGAAAUUUCAGCACAAAUUUUAGUCGGAUGUUGUGGUGGUGCGACAGCAAUUUUUAGUUCUGCCUUUUCUGCUGUAUCUGAUCAUUGGCAUAUUUCCAUUUCCAUAUUAUAUGUGUUAUUUGCAUUAUCAAUAUUUAAUUUGCACGUGUACUUUUUAAUUUUACAACGUUUAUAUAACAUUCUUUUAGCAUAUACUUCCAGUCAUGAUGCGAUAGUUGAUGAUAGGAUAUCAGUGGCAAGCAGUGGUACAUGUAGUAAAAUAAAAGAUUUUUCAUUAGAAAGUGUUGAAAUUUUAUUUAAACGGAGGCGCGGUUGGACAAGAUUCUGUUUAAAUUUGUCGUUGUGUAUCGUCUUUAUAGAAUUUCUUAGUACAGAUAAUCAGUUAAUUUUUCUGUUAACGAAGAGGCCUCCGUUCUCGUGGUCCGAUUCGCUAUUUAGUAACUACUCACUUAUAAAAAAUUUGCUCUUUUCACUUGGUAUAAUAUGUGUGCCUCUUGUUCUUUCGAAGAUAAAUUUUUUUGGGAAAGAUUCUGCUCUUAUAAUUAUUGGUGUUUUGGCAAACAGUUUAAGUUAUCUGACAUUCAUUAGUAUUUUAUUUUCAGGCGCUUUAUUUUCCUUUAUCACAGGAUGUAUUUCGCUUGGUUUUCGCUCUUUUCUUCCGAGCUUGGUUACCGAAUCAGAAACCGCUAGAUUAUAUACUGCAAGCGGUAUUAUUCUGAUAAUCUGUCCUUCAUUAAAUGCCCUUAUUUUCAAUAAUAUUUUCAACGCAACGAUAGAUUUUUGGCCAGGUUUUGUGUUUCUCAUUGGUGCUAUAUUACAAAUGGUCGUUGUUUUGGCGCAAAUAUUAAUUCAUUGCUUAAUGCGACAACAGUGGAAUAAAGAAUCAGAAGACGAGGAUAUUUUUUUCGCUUCUGACGAUAUUCAUUGUUAA
This is a messenger RNA of Dracunculus medinensis (Guinea worm), 1377 nucleotides long. The record is from the annotation of a GenBank genome assembly. NCBI's taxonomy places the organism in Eukaryota, Metazoa, Nematoda, Chromadorea, Rhabditida, Dracunculidae.